Messenger RNA from Myxocyprinus asiaticus (Chinese sucker), 827 nucleotides. RefSeq names its product L-rhamnose-binding lectin CSL2-like. The transcript has 6 exons. NCBI's taxonomy places the organism in Eukaryota, Metazoa, Chordata, Actinopteri, Cypriniformes, Catostomidae. The coding region runs from base 1 to 648 and encodes 215 amino acids. Gene Ontology annotation, molecular function: carbohydrate binding. The record is from RefSeq and is a predicted model, not a curated record.
AUGUCAGCUGCCGUGCGGUCAACUGAUUGUGCCGCUCUGCCUUCUCGCCUGCUCAGUGCUCACCUCUAUCUCUCUGUCAGUUUCACUGAACAGACAUGUUGCCACCCUCCAAAAACUAAAGAAAUUAUCUGUGAGGGAGAAUAUUCAUUCCUCAACUGUGACACUGGAUUUAUAAAGGUCCUUGAAGCCAACUAUGGGCGGAAAACUCAAAUUUUUGCUGCUUCCAAGAAACAUCCCUCCUAUGUUUUUUAUUGCCUGGCCAUGUAUCAUAGGUGUAUUGGAAGAGAUAGCUGUUCUGUUCCUGCAGUGAAUGCUGUUUUCUCUGAUCCUUGUUCUGGCAUUUCUAAAUACCUAUAUUUUUCCUACCAGUGUCUCCCAUUUAGUAAGUCACACAUGCACAUAACUGUUCCUCUCCUCAGACCAAAAGCCUGCAUUCCAGAUACUACAGCAACAAUACUUUAUCUGAAGUCACAUCACAAAUACACACAAACUUUAAAUCUUCAGCUUGAAAAAAAUGAAAUUAAAAUAUUUUUGAUCCUUAGGUGCAAUGGGAAGGAGUCUUGUCAACGAAGUGCUUCAAACUCUGAAUUCUCUGAUCCAUGUAUCGGUGUAAAUAAAUACUUGGAGGUGACUUACAGCUGUAUAUAGUUUUGUGAAGAAGAAUCUACAAGACACAACUUGGAAAAGCAGAGGCAGCAUAUUUGCUUUUCCACACACACUGAUGUCCCUUGACCAAAGAUAUGACAUAUCACAAUUUAUUACACAAGUAUUAAAAAAUGUUUCAGCAAAUGUUACAAUAUAAUUUUGAGGAAUAUUGAUUUUAUGAA